AAAAUACAAAGUGCCUUAUUUAUUUUAGCUUUCCCCUCCAAAGUCCCAAAACUCAGCAAAACUAUCUCAAAAUCCCGAAUCAACCCCUCAAAGUCUCAAACCCGAUGAUGGAAGAAUCAUCAUCAAAGCAGCAACGAUCUGAUCAAUCCCACAACUCCUCAACCCGACCCGACCCGAUCCUCCAAAAACCACCGGAAUCAUCACCAGCCACGAAAUUCUCGUUCCCGAGACUCCUCCUCUGGUUCGAUCAAUCAAAUCGCGUUAAAACUCUGCUCUCAUGGUCCAUCUUCUUCCUCCUCGCCGUCAUCGUCCCAAUGAUCUCACACUUCUUGCUACGUUGCGCCGACUGCGAUUUCAAACACCGCCGUCCUUACGACGGUUUGGUUCAGCUCUCGUUAUCGAUCUUCGCCGGAAUCUCGUUCGUUAGUCUCUCGGAUUGGUCCAAGAAGUAUGGUAUUCGAAGGUUCCUAUUCUUCGAUAAACUUAAAGAUGUGAACGAUAAAGUUAGGAUCGGAUACGAAGCUGAGAUCCAGAGAUCAAUGAAGCUACUAGCUAUCUUCGUCCUUCCAUCGGUAACGCUACAAGCUAUCUAUCGUAUCUGGUGGUAUGCUUCAGGCUUCAACCAAAUACCUUACAUCAUUAACCCAAUGCUGAGCCAUGUUUUAGCCUGUACACUUCAGCUCUCGUCUUGGCUCUACCGUACAUCACUCUUCAUCAUCGCUUGUAUCCUCUACCAAAACAUCUGCCACCUUCAAGUCCUCCGCCUCGAUGAAUUCGCCCGCUGCUUCGCCUCUGAGAUCACUGAUUUUAGUUCCAUACUCGCUGAGCAUCUCAAAAUCAGGCGUGAACUGAAGGUUGUUAGUCACCGUUUCAGGCGGUUCAUUGUUUUGUCAUUGUUCUUCGUCACUGCCACUCAGUUCAUGGCUUUGCUUACCACCAUUAGAGCUAGUAUUCCGUUUAAUAUCUAUGAAGUUGGCGAGCUCGCGUUAUGUUCCAUAAGCUUGGUGUCAGGGCUAUUCAUAUGCUUAAAAAGUGCAACACAGAUGACUCACAAAGCUCAAUCUGUUACGAGCAUCGCCACAAAGUGGAACGUGUGCGCCUCUUUAGAUUCAUUUGAUGUUCUUGACGACGGUGAGACUCCUAAAUGUCCAACGACCGUACAACAUUCUCAGAUUUUAUCGCGGCGUCGUAAUGUUAUUCAAUCAUCUGAUGAUGAUGAAGAAGGAGAAGGAGAUCACGAUGAUAUUGAGAUACAUCCAAUCUAUGCCAGCGCCGUUUGUGCUCAGAAACGUCAAGCUCUAGUGACCUAUCUAGAGAACAACAGAGCUGGGAUCACAGUUUACGGAUUCUUGGUGGAUAAAACAUGGUUGCGUAUGAUCUUCAGCAUCGAGCUUGCUCUUCUUCUAUGGCUUCUCAAAAAGACAAUCUUGAACAUAACAUGAAAACGAAACGAGUGUUCUUGCUUUCUCUCAUAACACACCACCACCAAAUUUGAAACAGAGAUGUUCUUUUUGUCACUAAGGCUGCCAUAUAACAGGUGUUUUUUGUCCCAUGUAUGUCUGCAUAGAAAUGUUUGAUAAUUUUAUUUUUGCAGUUAUAUGUAUAUGUGUAUUCAACUCAUGUUUAUUGAUUGUGAAAAAAACAGGUUUAAUAAUAUGUUUGGUCAAAUUGACGAUCGUAAGGUAAAUGUAUGAAUAUG
This is a messenger RNA of Camelina sativa (false flax), 1699 nucleotides long. RefSeq lists its product as uncharacterized. Lineage: Eukaryota; Viridiplantae; Streptophyta; Magnoliopsida; Brassicales; Brassicaceae. The record is from RefSeq and is a predicted model, not a curated record.